This is a messenger RNA of Stylonychia lemnae, 783 nucleotides long. Lineage: Eukaryota; Ciliophora; Spirotrichea; Sporadotrichida; Oxytrichidae. The record is from the annotation of a GenBank genome assembly.
AUGAGAUCUUCUCUAACCUUGAUCCUUCCCUUAUUGCUGGCAGGCAUAUGUCAAGUACAACUAUAAAGCACCUAUCCCAUCUAUCAAAUAAUUGGUGAUAUCUCUGCACUAAGUGAAGAUGCUCAGGCCUCUGUCUAAAGCGUAAGAGAUGAAGACUUUGAAUUCGCUCAAAGAAGACCAGACUCUGUUAAAAUAAAUGGAAAUCCUGAUUGUAAUAGAGUUGCCAUUACUCUAGACGAAGGACCAGGAGAAAAUACUCAAAAACUCUUGGAUAUCUUAGAACAAUACUAAGUUAAAGCAACCUUCUUCGUUGUGGGUUCACAUAUAGCAGAUUAUAAGGAUGUCCUGAUUAAGGCUUAUGAGCAGGGCCACACUAUUGGUGCUCAUAGUUGGGACCACAGAGACUACAGAACGUUGAGUGAGGAUGAGCUGCAGGAUGAUAUUUCAAAAACUGAAAAUGAAAUCAAAGAUGCCAUAGGUGUUGUGCCUAAUCUAGUGAGACCUCCUUAUGCGACUAUUAAUGACGCCGUAGUAGAUGUUUUGGACAAAAACAAUGUCAAAACUAUAUUGUGGUCCCUUGAUUCUUAGGAUGGAGUUGUUAAAGAUCCUCAGACACUAGCCGAGCAAAUUCUUAAGGAGGUCAGGCCAGGCGAAAUUAUAUUGCUGCACCACUAUUAGAGCACUGUCGACGUGCUGCCUUUAUUAAUUGAGGGGUUACAAGCACAAUAAUUUGCACUUGCUACAGUUGAUUAACUACUCGAGAUCGAGGCUUACAAGUAGUGA